Molecule: messenger RNA, 312 nt
Organism: Prunus armeniaca (apricot)
Lineage: Eukaryota; Viridiplantae; Streptophyta; Magnoliopsida; Rosales; Rosaceae
Source: the annotation of a GenBank genome assembly
AUGGCUGUGGCUGAGUCUGAGAUUGAACUCACUUGUUACACACAAGCAUCCAAGUCUCCCUACUGGCAGCAUGCCAUUUUAAACCAAUUCAAUGCUCUUCUUGAACAAAGAACAUGGUCUCUUAUCCCCUCUUCUUCCCAUCAAAACAUAGUCAGCUGUAAAUGGAUAUUCAAAAUCAAACGAUUUAAAGCAUGUCCUAUCGCCAAAGGGUUUCAUCAGCAGUCUGAGAUCAAUUAUUUUGACACGUUUAGUCUAGUGGUCAAGCUGACCACUAUUCUCACCAUUAUGAGCAUUGCUAUUUCUUGUGGGUAG